AUGCGAGCCAUGUGGGACCUGCCGGGCGUGAGAACGGUGUGGGAGCGGAGGCGAGAAGCAUCAGGGAAGGUUCCGUUCCAGAUGAAGCGGGUCGGCGACAAGCUCGUGCCUUUCAUCGGCCUUGAAGAGCUCCAAGGGGUGACGCUCAUUCUCCUGUGCCGCCACUUCAGUGGGCGGGGCAAGCGGUUGUGGCCGACAGGGCUGGCGGGCAGCGAGGGCGACGCCGUGCUGGCGGUGUGCGCGGUGGCGCGCGUGGAGAGCGCGUGGCAGCCCCUUGCGUACCGCUUCGAGCCCCGCCUUGGGGAGGCGAGCACCGGACUCAUGCAGGUGCUGCAGUCGUCAGCGGAGUGGCUAGCGAGGGACAUGGGGUACCGUGCCUACUCCGUAGACUGGUCCUCUUCCAUGCUCUACCGCCCCUUCGAGGCCAUGUACUAUGGCAUGGCGUACCUCGCAUGGCUCACCACAUACAAGGGCACCACGCGCAGUGAGGAGUAUGUGGUGCGUGCAUACAAUGGCGGGCCGGGUGGGUGGGAGAAGCCAUCCACUGCAAGGCACUGGAACAAGUACCUGCAGGCGAAGGAGGUGAGAGGGGGAGCGUGGUGUGUGUUGCGCAGAUAG
This is a messenger RNA of Closterium sp. Yama58-4, 618 nucleotides long. The record is from the annotation of a GenBank genome assembly. NCBI's taxonomy places the organism in Eukaryota, Viridiplantae, Streptophyta, Zygnematophyceae, Desmidiales, Closteriaceae.